AUGACAUUUUAUCAUACUAUUACCCUUUCUCUUCGGUCAACAGAAGAAUAUGAACCAUAUGAUGAUAGAUAUCAAGAAUUUAAUAUAGGAUCAGAAGAAAAAAAUGAAAAAGGAUUAUUUCCAACAAUUUUUAAUUUGGCUACUAAUGCAAAAAUAACAGCUAAUGCAACUUGUGGUCAACGUGGACCAGAACAAUUUUGUAAAUUGGUUGAACAUAUUAUUGGCCGAUCACCACAAUGUGAUUACUGUGAUGCUAAUAAUAAAUAUAAAAGACAUCCUAUUGAAAAUGCUAUUGAUGGAACAUCAGCAUGGUGGCAAUCACCAUCACUUGAUAAUGGUUUAGAAUAUGAAAAAGUAGAUAUUGUAAUUGAUUUAAGACAAGAAUAUAAAAUUGCAUAUAUUAUUGUAAAAGCUGGAAAUGCUCCAAGACCUGCAACAUGGGUUUUAGAAAAAUCAUUAGAUGGUAUUAAUUAUACACCAUGGCAAUAUUAUGCUAUUUCUGAUUCUGAAUGUAUGAGACAAUUUGGUGUUCCUGCUACUGUUGGUGUACCAAAAUUUAAAAAUGAUGAUGAAGUUAUUUGUACUUCAUUGUACUCUAAACGUGAACCUUUAGAACAUGGUGAAAUUCAUACUUCACUUGUAAAUAAUAGACCAGGUGUUGAUCAACCAAGUAAAGCAUUAUUAGAAUUUACCAGAGCAAGAUUUGUUAGAAUUAGACUUCUAAAACUUCAAACAUUAAAUGCUGAUUUAAUGAUUAUUAAUAGACAACAAGGAAAACUUGAUGCUUCUGUAACUAGAAGAUAUUUUUAUUCUAUUAAAGAUAUUUCAAUUGGAGGGCAAUGUAUAUGUUAUGGACAUGCUGAUAGUUGUCCAUCUGAUCCAGAAACAGGACAAUUUAAAUGCCACUGUCAACAUAAUACUUAUGGUGAUAGUUGUUCAAAAUGUUUACCACUUUACAAUCAAUUUCCAUGGAAAUCAGGAACAAAUUUUGAACAUAAUAUAUGUCAACCAUGUCAAUGUUUUAAUCAUGCUGAUCGUUGUGAAUAUGAUGAACAAGUUCAUAAAUUACAAUUAUCCAUGACUCCAGAUGGAAUUUUUGAAGGUGGUGGUAAAUGUAUUGACUGUAAACAUAAUACUGCUGGUAUAAAUUGUGAAAUAUGUAAAGAUGGAUAUUUUAGACCAAGUGGAAUGUCUCAUUAUCGUGAAGAUGCCUGUCGUCCAUGUGAAUGUAAUCCAGAAGGAUCAGAAAAUAUGAAUUGUAUUAGAGAUGAUUCAGAAGCACAUGAUGGAAAAAAUCCUGGUGAUUGUCAUUGUAAAGUAGGUUUUGGUGGAAGACAAUGUGAUAGAUGUGCACCAGGAUAUAGAAAUUAUCCUACAUGUGAACCAUGUCCAUGUAAUCAAGCUGGUUCAUUAAAUUUUGAUUUAUGUCAAGAAGAUAAAUGUAUAUGUAAAUCUAAUGUUGAGGGUAUUUAUUGUAGUAAAUGUAAGAAAGGAACAAUUAAUUUAGACAUUAAUAAUAAUGAAGGAUGUCAAAAAUGUUUUUGUUUUGGUCUUAGUAAUACAUGUUUUGAAAAAAAAUGGAAAUUAGAUUCUAUUAGAGCUACUUCUGGAUUUAAUCUUACUGAUUGGCAAAAUGUUAAAAAUAUUCCUACAAAAAAUGAUCAAGAAAGUGAUAUUCUUAUGUAUACAACAAGUGAUUAUAAAAAUGAACAACCAUUACAAUAUUGGAGAACACCAAAACAAUUUUCAGGAAAUCUUCUUAAUUCGUAUGGUGGAAAUCUUAAAUAUUUUGUUUAUUUUGUUCCAUCACAACAAACACAAGUAUCACAUAUUGCAGAUGUUAUUAUUGAAGGUAAUGGUAUUCAACUUGAAUAUCAUAGUCGUCAAGAAUUCUUUCCACGUGAAAAUAAUUCUGUUGUUAUUCCAAUGAAAGAAUCUUCUGGUUGGUAUAAUAGUCAAAGUAGAAGUCCUGUUGAAAAAAUUGAUAUGAUGCGUGUAUUAAGUGAUGUAAAAUAUUUACUUAUUCGUGCUGUUUAUAGAAAUGGACAAAUUCAAUCAACAAUUUAUGGAUUAUCAUUAGAUAUUGGUAAAGAAAUUGAUGAACUUGAUGAAGAAGAAAAUAUUUUAUCAAGUACAACAAAUAAUAGUAUACCAUUAAAUAUUGAAACAUUAUAUUCUAUUAAACCAAAAGAUAUUAAAAAUUAUAUGAAAUCUGUAGAAGUAUGUGAAUGUCCUGAAAAUUUUGAAGGAAAUUCUUGUGAAAGAUGUAAAAAAGGAUAUAGACGUGUUAAUAAUCAACUAUAUGGUGGAAAAUGUGAAAAAUGUGAAUGUAAUGGUCAUUCAGAUGAAUGUGAUCCAUUUACUGGAGCUUGUAUUAAUUGUAAACAUAAUACAACUGGUGAUAGAUGUGAACAAUGUAUAGAAGGACAUGUUGGUAAUCCAAGUUUAGGAGGAAUUAUUGGAGGAUGUUCUCCAUGUGCUUGUCCAUCAUUAGAUAAUAAUCAUUCCAAAAAUUGUGUUCUUCUUCAAUUAGGUAUUCAUGGAAUAUUAGCUAGUAGUCAUGAAGAUAAUUAUAUUUGUACAUCUUGUGAUCCAGGAUAUGAUGGAAAUAAAUGUGAAUUUUGUGCAGAUGGUUAUUUUGGUGAUCCAUUAUCUAUAAAUGGAUCAUGUACACCAUGUGAAUGUAAUAAUAAUAUUGAUCCUUUAGAUAUUGGUAAUUGUGAUUCAAAAACAGGAAAAUGUUUAAAAUGUAUUUAUAAUACUGAUGGUGAUCAUUGUGAAAAAUGCAUUGAUUUUCAUUGGGGUGAUGCAGAUAAACAAACUUGUAAACCAUGUGGAUGUCAUACUGUUGGAUCUAAAUCAUUAGCAUGUAAUAAUAUGACAGGAAUUUGUGAUUGUAAAGAAAAUUAUAUUGGUGAUCAAUGUAAUAAAUGUAUUCCUGGACAUGGUGAUACUGAAAAUGGUUGUCCAUUAUGUAAUUGUAAUGAACUUGGUUCUGAAGGUACAGAAUGUGAUGAAAUUUCUGGACAAUGUUCUUGUAAAGUAGGAGUAUUUGGAAAAAAUUGUGAUCGUUGUCUUACAAAUUAUUUUAAUUUUACAAUUGAAGGUUGCCAAUAUUGUCAUUGUAAUCCAUUUGGUUCAGUUGAUGGAGGAAAUUGUGAUUCUGUAACUGGAGAAUGUGAAUGUAAAGAAAAUGUUGAAGGCAUAAUGUGUGAAAAAUGUAAACCAGGAUUUUAUAAUAUAACAAGUGGUUCUGGUUGUCAGGAAUGUCAAUGUGAUAAAAUUGGUUCAGAAUCAUUAAUAUGUGAUGAAUUUACAGGUAUUUGUAAAUGUAAACCAGGAGUUACAGGAGAAAAAUGUGAUAAAUGUGAACCAAAUUAUUAUGGACUUGAUGAGAAUGGAUGUAAAAAAUGUAAAGUAUGUAAAGCAGAAGGACAGGUAUGUGAUGCAAUUACUGGUGAAUGUAUUUGUCCACCAAAUACAGUAGGUGAAAUGUGUGAAGAAUGUACUGAAAAUGCUUGGGAUUAUCAUCCAUUGAAAGGAUGUAAAUUAUGUAAUUGUGAUACUAUUGGUUCAGUUGGUGGUAAAUGUAAUUCAUUAAAUGGACAAUGUGUAUGUAAAAGUGGUUAUGUUGGACCAAAUUGUAAUUUAUGUAGUAAUGGUUAUUUCAAUUUUCCUAAUUGUGAACCAUGUAAUUGUAAUACAAAUGGUACACUUCCAUCUCAAUGUAAUGGUGAUUUAUGUCUUUGUGAUAAUGAUGGACAAUGUCCAUGUAAAAGUAAUGUUAUGGGAUUAAAAUGUGAUGAAUGUAAAGAAAAUUCAUUUUCACUUUCUGGCCAAAAUAUUAAAGGAUGUACAGAAUGUUUCUGCUUUGGUAGGAGUGAUAAAUGUCAACAAAGUAAUUUAUAUUGGCAACAGAUAUAUGGACCAGAUAGAGAGGUAACCUUUGCUGCUCCAUUUAUUGCUUUUACUAAAAAACACAAUAUCCGCCUUCUUAAAGAAGAACCUGCUAAAUAUUUUAGCUAUCCAACAGAUAGUACACCACUUUAUUGGCCACUUCCAAAAAUUUUCCUUGGAGAUAAAAUAACAUCAUAUAAUGGAUAUAUAAGAUUUAAAGUAUAUAAUAAUGAUCAUAGAAAUGGAAAUUUACCAAUUAAACCAGAACCAAUAUAUUUUAAAUAUUUUCCACAAAUAAUUAUUAUUGGAAAUGAUCGUUUAAUACUUGAACAUAUUCCAAAUGAAAUUUCAAAUGAUGGAAAAUAUAAAAUUCAUCUUCAUGAAUCACAAUGGAGAUCUAAAUCUACACCACAAAUUAAAGUAACUAGAGAACAAUUAAUGACUGCUUUACAAAAUAUUCAAGCUAUUUAUAUUCGUGCAACAUAUAAUUAUCUUGUUCCUGGUGAUCAAGCUGGAAUGAAAGAAAUAUCAUUAGAUAUUGGAAUUAAAGAAGAAGAACUUGGAGAUGGACAAUUAUCAAUUAAAGCUAUUGGUGUUGAAGAAUGUUUAAAUUGUCAAUCUGGUUAUGGUAAUACAAGUUGCCAAAAUCCAUCACCAGGUUAUUAUAGAAGAAAAAAUAUAGAUUAUUUAAAUAGUCCAAAUGAUAUUGAUUUAAUAGGUUAUUCAGUUCCAUGUGCAUGUAAUGGACAUUCUGUUAAAUGUAAUCCAGAAACUGGUCGUUGUAUGGAAUGUCAAGAUAAUACUAUAGGUGAUUUUUGUGAAUAUUGUAAACCAGGAUUUUAUGGUAAUGCAACUAAUGGAUAUUCAGAUAGUUGUAUAAAAUGUGAAUGUCCAUCAAUUGAAAAAAGUUUUUCUGAUACAUGUAUACCUAUAACAUAUGGUAGAGGAUUUAUGUGUGAUAAUUGUAAAAAAGGAUAUACUGGAAUGUAUUGUGAAAAAUGUAGUGAUGGAUAUUAUGGUGAUCCAUCAAUUGAAGAUGGUAAAUGUGAAGCAUGUAAUUGUAAUCCUCAUGGAUCAGUACAAUUUACAUGUGAUAAACAAACUGGACAAUGUGAAUGUCGUGAUGGUGUUACUGGCAGAAGUUGUGAUCUUUGUGAAGAAAGACAUGCUUUUAUUGAAGGUAUCUGUACAACCUGUGACAAAGGAUGUACCAAAGAAUUAAUGUAUAUGGUUGAUAAAUUAGAAGAAGAAUUAGCAAUGAGUAAUUUUAGUAAUUUAAAACCAGUUCCAUGGAAAAGAUUAUCUAGAAUAGAAAAUACAACUAAAGAUAUUAAUACAUUUAUACAUAAUAUAAAAAUUGAUAAUGUAACAAUUGAUAAAAUUGACCCAAUAUCAUAUAUUAAAGAUGCAAAAGUUAUACUUGAUGAAUCAAAUUUUAUUAUGGAUAGACAAAAUAAAACUCAUGGACAAUUAUUACAAUAUAUUAAAGAUUCUGAAAUAAUAUAUGAUGAAGGAAGAAAACAAAGAAGAUUAAUUUAUGAUGUUACUGGACAACUUCGUCAAUUUACUUUAUCUGGUGGUGCUAAACUUCCAAUAGUUGAAAUUGAUUAUCUUAUAACAGAAAGUAAAGAAUUUUUAGAAGGUACUAAAAAAAGAGGUGAAUAUAUUGAUAAAAGAUUUCAUUCUGGUAUGAGUGCUUAUAAUAAAAGUAAAGAUUUACUUGAUCAAGUAUUUAAAAAAAAAUUAAAUGAAAGUAUAUUUAGAGAUAUUAAAAAUCAACUUGAUGAUUUUAUUGAUAUAUUAGAAGGAUAUCAAGAUACUCUUUGGGAUAAUGCUAGAAUUAAUACUAAAGAUGCAACUAAUAGAAAUAAUGCAUUACUUGAAAAAGUUGAAAAUCUUAAAAAGAUAGUUUCAGAAAUUGAAGAAGUUGAAAGUGAUGUUAAAAAUCAAUUAAAAGAAAGUGAAAAUAAUGUUAAUAAAGCUAAACAGGAAAAAUUACUAGAAAUGUUUGAUCAUUAUAAUGAAAUUAAAGAUUCACUUAAAGAUGGACUUAGUGAAAAAAUUACAGCACUCUCAACUAUUGCUGAUACAUAUGGUGAGGCAUACAAUAAUCUUCAUAAAGAUGUUAUUAGAAAUCAAGGUAAAGCUAAGACACUUGAACAUGAAGCACAUCGUAUUAAGGAAGCAUUUGCUAAUACAAAACUUGCAACUGAAUUACCUGUUCAAGCUUCUACUGCUUAUAAAGAUAUCAUUCAAGCAAUUAAUAAUUCUACAAAUGCUGUUGAUGAAGCAAUUAAGGCUAUUAAUGCUGCUGAUGAACAUACUGAUACAUCAAAUGAAGAAAGUUUAAUUAAUUUAGCCAAAAAAAGUUCUGAAUUUAGUAGUUCACUUAAAGAAAAGGCAAAUGAAAUAGCUAGAAUAUGGGAUGAGGAAUAUUUACCAGAAAAGAAUACUGAAUUAUAUGAAAGAUUGGGAAAUUUAUCUAAAACAAUGAAUGAUUCUGAAAAAAUGUUAAAAACUUUUAAAGAUAAAUUUUCAAAUAUGGAAGAUCAAAAAGAACGACUUGAAUUGUAUCCAUCAUCACUUGAAAAUACUCAUAAAAAAGCUUCAGAAAUUAAAACAAAUAGUGAAAAUAUUGUUGAAGAAAUAUCAAAUUUAGAAAAAGAAUUUAGUAAUUUAGGAAGUUCUACUGGUGGUGAAAUUACUAAUAUUAUUGAUCAAGUUCAUAAUAUUGGAAAUGGUUUAACAAAAGAUGAAAGUAGAAUUAAAAAUAUGAAUCAUUUAGCUGAAAAAAAUAGUAAAAAAAUUGAAGAAUUAAGUCAAAAAUUAGGUAUACUUAAAGAUAGAAUUAAAGAAGCUAGAGAAAGAGCUUCAAGAAUUAAAUUAUCAGUAUCUUCUAAUGAACGUGGUCAUUGUGUAAGAUCAUUCAUUUCACCAGCCUAUCCAUCACCAUCUAAUAGUUUUAAUAUUAAAUAUAAACCAGCUAAAGAUGUUCCUGAUUCAUUAAUUAUGAUAACAAUGACUAAAGGACGUCGUACACAGGCUUCUGAAUAUAUAGCUAUUGCACUUCAAGAUCAAAGAAUUGUUGCUCAUUGGAAUAUUGGUAGUGGUAAAAAAUCUGCAACAAAUAAUCAUCCUAUACGUUAUAUUCCUUCUAGUGAUAGAUUUACAUGGUAUAAUAUUGACUUGAAAAGAUCUGGAAAUAGUGUUAUUCUUAAAGUUGUUCAAGAACAAUCUAUACCUGGUGAUACUCCUAAAAAAUUAACAGAAGAAGUUUCUGUUAUGGUUGGAAAAAUUGAUGGAGAUAGUAAUGUUAUCUUUAAUACUGUACCAGGUGAAACAAAAAUUGGUUUUGGUUAUGAUGGAGAUAAAAGUAUUAAUAAUCUUUUAUCAUUAAAAACAGAUAAAUUUAGGGGUACUGUUGGUGAAUUUAUUGUUGAUAAUGAAAAAGUUAAUCUUUGGGACUUUAGUACUUCAACAAAAGAAUGUGAUGGUGGUGUUUCACCUUUUACUCCAGCAACUGGAGGAUUUAUGUUUAAAGAUGGUUUUGCUCAAGUUCAUAUGACAACAGCUGAAAGAGCCAAUACAAUGUUAACAGUUGAAUUUAGUUCAUAUUCUAAAGAUGGUCUUCUUUAUUUUAGAGGUAAUCCAGAUGUAAAAGAUUUUGUUAGUUUAGAAUUAAGAGAUGGACAAGUUGUAUUUAAAGUUAAUCUUGGUAAUAAUAGUUAUAUUAAAGUAGUAUCUAAGGGACCAUUAUAUAAUGAUGGAAAAGUACAUGUUAUUAGAACAAUUAGAUUUACUAAUCAAAUUCAUUUACAAGUUGAUAGUGAACAAGAUAGAGUAUCACAAACAAUACCUGGAGAAAAUACUGCACUUAAUGUUAAUGAAAAUGAUCAUUUUAUUGGUGGUGUACCUAGUGAUUAUGACACAUCACCUUUCAAUGAAUUUGAUAUUCAUUGGAAAGGUUUCUAUGGAUGUAUAAAGAGUGUCAAACCAAAUCAAAUAUCUGAUUUAGAUUUAGAAAAUGUUGUUAGAAGUCAUAAAAAAGAACCUGGAUGUGGUUAUAAAGAAAAUCAACUUGAACCAAGUGAUCGUGUUAUUGGAUUAGAAAAAGAAGGAUAUUUUGCCACAAAUGGAAUUAAAUUAGAUUAUAAUAGUAGUUUUGCAUUUAACUUUAGAACAAGAGAUGAUAAUAGUAUUUUGUUAUAUCAAACUAGUAGUAAUAUGGAUGGAAAUAAAAAAAUUAAAAGAAAUAUAGAAAUGGAUGGUAAAGGUUUCAUUGCUGCAUAUAUAUUUAAAGGAACAAUUGUUUUAAAUAUUGGAUUUGAUGCUAAAAUUAGAAGUGAAAUGAUAUCACUUAAAUCGAAAGGUCAAUAUAAUGAUGGUUUACUUCAUUCUAUAUUUAUUAGUAGAGAGGAAGAUAAAAUUUAUGUUAGAAUUGAUGAUAAAGAAACACUUAAAAAUUCAUUAAAUACUGAUUUAACAAUAGGAUCAUUAGAUCAUAUUAUAUAUAUUGGUGGUGUAGAUAAUAUUGAAAAUAUUAAUGAAAAUGAAUUACCAAUAAAGAAUGGAAUUAUUGGUUGUAUUUCUAAUAUUUAUUAUAAUUAUGAACUUCAUACACUAGUACCAUUAUCACAUUCAGCAAUUAUUGGAAAUUGCCCUACAACACUCAAAGAACUUCUUUUAUCUCAUGAUGAUUCAAUAAUUAAUGAUGAAGAAAAAAUUAAAAAUUUAGAUAGAACUAUAUCAAAAAUUGUUAUGGGAAAUAUUGAUCCACAUCAAAGAGGUGGAAAAUAUAAUACAAAUGGAGAUAAUGAGGAAGAUGAUGAUUAUGAUAUGAAUGAAUUAGAAAAUGAGGAUAAUGAUAUUAAUAAUAGUAAAUUGACAAAUAUUAAUACUUGUGGAACAUUUAUUAAAGAUGAAGGUAUUACUGCUUCUAGAUUUGGAAUGACUCAUUCAUCACAUUCAAGAAUAAAUUUCAUUGGAAAUGAAAUUCCUGAUUUUAAAAAUUUCCAAUUAAGUCUUGAAUUUAAGACAAAAGAAAAGAAUGGUAUGAUAUGGGUAUGGGCUAAUUAUAAAAGUUAUUCAAGAUAUUUUUAUCUUAAUAUUGUUAAUGGUAGAUUACAAUUAGAUAUUAGAGGACAUAAAGGUUUAAGAUCAUUUACCAUUCCAAAUAUUAAAUAUAAUGAUGAUAAAUGGCAUAAAGUUAUAUUAUUAAGAAAAGAUAGAAAUAUUUUUAUAACUGUUGACGGUAUUACAAAAUAUGUUCUUAGAGAUAUUUCACAUCCUAAAGUUAUGAAGAAACGAAUGUUUGUUGGUGGUGUUAUUUCAAAACAUAAAAAAUUAUUUAAUAUUACUUUACCUGGUUUUAAUGGAUGUAUCAAAGAUUUUGAGGUUAAUGGUAUUAAAUAUCCUCUUGACAUACCAGAAUCUAGUAGAGAUAUUAUACCAUGUUCUGUUAAUGUAAAUUCACCUUCAUAUAUUCAUGAAGGUGGUUAUGCUGCUAUAACAGAACCAUCAAAAUAUCAUAGUAUAAAUGGUAAUACUAUUAAAAUAAGUAUUGACUUUAAAACAGUUACUUCAAAUGCAACAAUAUUUUCAAUUGUUAAUUCAAAUAAUCCUUCAAAUGAAAGAGUUAGUGUAAUGAUUCUUAAUAGAAAAUUAUACAUUGAUUUUAUGUUUAAAUCAUAUAAUAUUAUUGAAGAUUUAAUUUUAAAAACUGAUAUGUGUUAUGGUAAUUGGCAUAAAUUAGCUGUUGAAUUUACAGAACAAGGAACAAUAAUAAAAAUAGAUGAUAUAACUGAGACAAUUCAAACUGAAUUACCAAAUAAACUUUUAAAAUUAUUAAGAGAACAAACUAUUUAUAUUGGUGGUAUAAUUUCUGAUAUUAAAGAUAAAAUUCAAGAAUAUAAAAACUUCAAAUCAAUUAAUGGAUGUAUGAAAAAUUUAAAGAUUGGAGAUAGAGAAAUUGAAUUCCAUCAAAUUAAAAAGUUAAAUAAAGUUAUUUCAAAUGGAUGUCCUUAUAAUCAAUAA
Messenger RNA from Strongyloides ratti, 9930 nucleotides. RefSeq names its product Laminin subunit alpha-2. NCBI's taxonomy places the organism in Eukaryota, Metazoa, Nematoda, Chromadorea, Rhabditida, Strongyloididae. The record is from RefSeq and is a predicted model, not a curated record. The transcript has 4 exons. The coding region runs from base 1 to 9930 and encodes 3309 amino acids.